GGUUGCUAGGUAACGCGUCCGGCGGAGAGGCCUAUCUGGCCUGAGGCCGCCGGCGGUGUUCAGUAGACCUGAGGCCGAGGCAGGGCAUACAGCAGGGCGGUGUCUGCUCAACGUUCUGGGCGUGUCGCCUCUCGCCCGAGAAAAGAACCCGCGUGCGGCGCGAGAUUUGCCUUUGCUGGAUCACGUUGAUCAUCUAAGUUCAUCACGUCAAAGCCAUGUCUGAUGAAGAUUUUGUCACCACUUUAGCCUACAGCAAGAGCCCAAAGUCCUUCAAAAGAACCACUUUUCAGGAAGAGCUACAAGAAGCAGUUUUUGCUCAUGCAGCAAGGCAGAACAGUACCGAAUAUCCAGAUGACUUUGAGAGUGAUGAAGAGGGUACAAUAGAGGAGCUCCCUGAAGAUGUGGAAAGCAUGCCAAAGAAAUCAGUAGCCUUUGCAAUUCCUUUGUCCAGCUACAAUCUUGGCAGUAUAGGCCCUUUGCAGAGUAGAAGCGUAGAGGACUUGGCUUCAUCAUACAAUGAUGACAGAGCUCAGCAAGUGUCCAUGUUGGAGAGUGAGGCUGUGCCUUCUUCACUAACUGAAAAUUCUCAGUUGUAUGAAAAGAGUGCAACAGAAACAUCCAUCUCCUUUGAAAUGUCUCCUUCAGAUGACUAUUCUUGGAAAAGGGGAACUGUUGAUGACUUGGCUUUGUCUGAGAAUGAGGAAAGAAUGAAAGCGACAUGCUUGUUGAAAAGUAAAAAGCUGAGUGGAGAGAGCCAAAGAGAUGACUUCAAACUUUCAGUUUCUGAAGAAGAGUUAAAUGUUGAGGGGAAUCAAGAUCAACAGAACAUGGUAUCUAUGACUGAGCUGCAGAUGGAGGGGAAUGAUGUGGUGCCACACAAGCCUGUCAUCAAGCCAGUACCAAAGCCCAGGGAAUUCAAGACUAAAACAGCAUCAGCUUCAGCAGAGAACAUCAGCAUUCCUGCACUAGAUGAUUAUUUAAAGCCAUCUCCUCAACCCAGAAGUAUUUUAAGAAAAAGUAGCCAUCUGGAGGACUACGAAGGAUCCAAGGCAGAGGACAGAGCAUCUUAUUGUCAUAGAUUAUUUUCAUUGUCUGCACCACCUUCCCUUACGAGGUUGAAUGACCAAGUGAAGAAAUCUGAACAAAGAGCACUUUCCGAAAGUCCUGGUCCUGAGGGUCCUUGGAUAGCAAGCUCCUCAUCACCAUUUCCUAUUAAUUUUUCAUCAAUGAAUGAGAGAACAGGAGAUUCCAAACUGAUAAUGUCAGAGGAAGAAUCUUUAAAAGACCAGGACCAAAAAGAAACUGACAGCUGCAGUGACCUGAAAUUGCAGGAAAGUGGCAGAGAAUCCCCUUCUGUAAUAGAACUGAUGAUGACCACAGUUUACGAGAAAACUAAACUGAACAAGUCAGUUGAAGAUUACCUGGAAGGCAAGCUGCAGACAUCAGAAUAUACUACUGAAGAUGGCUCAGAUGAAACAACGAAGGAGGAUAAGUCUGAACAGAAAAUUGCACUAAGUACUUCCAAGGUUGCACUGAAUGUGUCAAAGGAUUCAGUAAAGGAAGAAGUUGAAGAAAAAAAGACAACUGCACAAAAAACAAAGCCUUCAACAGGAAGAUCUUUGAGUUCUACAUAUCUGAAGAAAACAGGAAAGCCUUCUUCUAUCCCAAUAAGUACAUCUUCUCAAUAUUUAGGAACAUCAAAGGUCUUGGACAACAAGCAUUUACAAAAAUACAGUGCUGAACUUGAUAAAGCAGAUAGUUUACGGGCAGCUGUUUAUCAGGACUGGUUAGAAAAGAAAAGAAUCUUCCUGUUGGAACUACAACGAAUAAAAAGAAAUAAAGCAGAGAACUUGAAGGAUAAAAAUGAAAAGAAACAGGCUGCUAAGAAAGAAGAAGCAACUGCAUCCUUUGAAGCUUGGAAGGCUAUGAAAGAAAAGGAAGCAAAGAAAUUGGCUGAAAAAAAGAGACAAGAAGAAGAAAAGAAAAAGAAAGAAGCAGAACUAGUUGAAAAAAAAAAAGAAGAAGCACAAAAGGCAGCUUUUGAGAAAUGGAAAGAAAAGAAAGCUGAAUACUUAAAACAGCAAACAAGAAGGGAGAAAAGAGUUGAAUUGCUAAAAAAGAAGAAAGAAGAGGAUGUUGUUGCAGAGAAAAAGAAAGAUAGCAGGUCUGCUGUUGAAAAAUGGAAUGAGAAAAAAGAAGACUUUAUGAAGCAAAAAAAGAAAGAAAAAAUCCAAGAAAUAAAAAAGAAAGUAGAAGAACAAUUUAAGAAGGAGGAAAAGGAUAAAAAAGCUAUAGAAGAAUAUGAAAAAUGGCUGGAAAAAAAAGAGCUGCAGGAAAGGAUCCAGAAAAAGCAAAAGAAGCUCCAAGUUAUCCUUGAGGAUGAAACACUCCCUCCAUGGAGUCCACCGGGCAACCCUGUGUCUUCAAGAAGCUACUGAGAUGCCCAUUAUCAUGAGGAGAGUUUCAGAAUUGUUUCAUCAUCAUUACUGCAUAACAUCUGCUUUUAAUGUGAAUUUAAAAUGGUUCUUGCAUCCUUUCUUUA
Messenger RNA from Heteronotia binoei (common prickly gecko), 2542 nucleotides. It is a transcript of the gene MAP9, whose product is annotated as microtubule associated protein 9. The coding region runs from base 216 to 2438 and encodes 740 amino acids. NCBI's taxonomy places the organism in Eukaryota, Metazoa, Chordata, Lepidosauria, Squamata, Gekkonidae. The record is from RefSeq and is a predicted model, not a curated record. Gene Ontology annotation, biological process: mitotic spindle assembly; mitotic cytokinesis; regulation of mitotic cytokinesis. Gene Ontology annotation, molecular function: microtubule binding. The transcript has 14 exons. Gene Ontology annotation, cellular component: astral microtubule.